Messenger RNA from Centropristis striata (black sea bass), 2744 nucleotides. It is a transcript of the gene hoxa3a, whose product is annotated as homeobox A3a. Gene Ontology annotation, molecular function: DNA-binding transcription factor activity, RNA polymerase II-specific; RNA polymerase II cis-regulatory region sequence-specific DNA binding. Lineage: Eukaryota; Metazoa; Chordata; Actinopteri; Perciformes; Serranidae. Bases 91 to 1341 code for a protein of 416 amino acids. Gene Ontology annotation, biological process: regulation of transcription by RNA polymerase II. The record is from RefSeq and is a predicted model, not a curated record. The transcript is spliced from 2 exons. Gene Ontology annotation, cellular component: nucleus.
AGGCGUCACGUGACCACGGGGUGCCAAUGUUAUUCUACAAGGGUGUCAAGACCCUGUCAGUUUCUGAAAUAAAUAUUGGGAAACGGCGAGAUGCAAAAGGCAACCUACUACGACAGCUCCGCAAUUUACAGUGGCUACCCAUAUCAAAGCGCAAAUGGCUUCAGUUAUGAUGCCAAUCAGGUCCAAUAUCCCCGGGCCUCUCAUGUGGAAAGUGAGUACCAUCGACCUGCCUGCUCCCUGCAGUCUCCUGACGGCUCCGUGGCUCUGCAGAAGCCGGGGGAAAUGGCGGAGAGCUGCGACAGGACCACAGCCAUUCAGGCGGCGCAGUCCAAGGUUCAUCCCGAAAGCAAUCAACCGCAGGUGCCAGUGUCAGGCCCACCCCCUCCCUCACAAUCCCCCGGUGCUAUCAGCCAAAACACAAGCAACGGGUCCAACCAGCCCAGUGCCAAGAACGGCUCCCCGACCUCUGCUACCCGCAAACAGAUCUUCCCCUGGAUGAAGGAAUCCCGUCAGAACACCAAGCAGAAACCCACCAGUAGCUCCAGUUCAGUGGAGAGUUGCCCCGGAGACAAGAGUCCUCCGGGGUCAGCAGCGUCGAAGAGGGCCCGGACAGCUUACACCAGCGCCCAGCUAGUGGAGCUGGAGAAGGAGUUCCACUUUAACCGGUACCUCUGCAGACCCCGGAGGGUGGAGAUGGCCAACCUGCUCAACCUCACAGAGAGACAGAUCAAAAUCUGGUUCCAGAACCGCAGGAUGAAAUACAAGAAGGAUCAGAAAGGUGUCGGAAUGAUGCCAUCCCCUGGGGGACAGUCCCCUCGGAGUCCCGUGGGCCCGGCCUCCGGUGGUGGCGGUGGUGGUGGAUACCUCAACUCUAUGCAUUCUCUUGUAAACAGUGUACCUUAUGAGUCCCAGUCGCCGACGUCUUACAAUAAACCUCAUCAAAAUGCAUACGGUAUGGCCACGUCAUAUCCCCCUCCUUUGAACAGCUCCCUCAACAACUGCCCGCCCUCCCAGAAGAGGUAUCCCGGGACCGACUCGGCCACGCCCGAGUAUGACGCGCAUCCCCUCCAAGGCAAUGGCAACUACGGGACUCACAUGCAGGGCAGCCCCGUGUAUGUCGGCGGAGGUUACAUCGACUCAAUGCCCAAUUCUGGGACGUCCGUUUUCGGUCUGACCCACCUCUCGCACCCGCCGUCCGCAAACAUGGACUACAACGGAGCAAUCACAAUGGGCAACAGUCAGCAUCACGGAGUGUGUGAUCCGACACCGACGUACACAGACCUUACGUCGCACUACUCUCAGGGAAGAAUCCAGGAAGCGCCCAAACUGACGCAUCUGUAGCGGUGGCGCAGCCCGGAUCACUCCGCCCAUUGUCUUAUCCACCUCCAGACACAUUACUGCUUUGUUUCUGCGCCUCCUCAAGGCUUCCACCUUCUGUCUCUGCUUUUGUUUAUGUUCUCUAUAGUUUGAUGUGUGAAGUAGCGUAGGAUAAAUAAUCACGACUUGCUUGAAUUUUUCUCUAUUUGCUCGUGUCAUUGUCUCACAAAGACCUUUAUCUGGGCUGUAGGACGUCUAGAGUGGGAGGGAGGGGGGCACAGUAUAUAGCCUAUUUAAUCUUUGUUAUUUUUUAUUUUCUUUUAAAUCUCAAACAGGGUAUUAUGAACAUAUGUUAUUCAUUUUGAAUGUGAAUUUGUCCGUCUUUUAUUUAUCCGCAGUUGAAGAAUUGUGUUUUGCAUUUUGUUGCACUUGUGAAAGGAUCCUUCUAGAGCCACGAGCUAGGAUUAUGAGGGGAAAUACAUUUUCAGAAACAAGGGUCACGAGCUUAUCCGCAGCCUCCCUUGCUUGUGUUGUUCCAUUGGACUUUCUAAUGUUAUUUAUUUUGUUCGGUGUUAAGAUAAAAGAGUCCUUUAGUAUUAUUUGACACCUCUGCGAUCUUUGUGUGGGGGACAAGGUUGGUGGAAAAUUAGCGUCUCGGCCCUUUUCCAGCCCAUACAUGUAGUCUGCAGCUAUCACAGGCUAUGUUUCCAUUUCUUCUUCUCUUCUUCUUCUUCUUCUUCUUCUUCUUCUUCUUCUUCUUCUCUUCUUCUUCGAGGAGGUGUUUUAUUUUCUCAGCGAAUGUAAAAUCAAUCAGUCAUGCAAUAAGGGUGGAAAGAAGGACACACAUUAGCAGUUUCUUUGUUGAAGAAAAAAAAAGAAACAGACAUCAUCAAUUUUCUUUUUCGAUGUCAGACAUUCCACGCUGCUCCAGUUCGAAGAAAUAAAUAAAAAAGAAUUGAAAUAUAAUUGCAGCAAACUUGUAGUUUUAAUUUAGACACACCAAGUAGCAUUUCACAUGAUCACAAAAACAAAUACAAGACAGUUUCUUAAAUAAAAAAAUAUCAAAAUAGAAUUCUAGUUUUGCAAUUAUGACAUACAUGUUAUAUAUUUCAUGACGAAAUUGUUGGGGUGAUAAAGAAAAAGAAAAAAAUUAAUAAUAUUACAUUUAAGACAUUUGGCAAAAAAGAGACAGUUAAUGGUUAAAUAAUAAACCAUGGAUGGUAAUGGGUAAAAUUAUAUUUGUAUAAUUAUGCGUUCAAAAUAAUGUGAAACCAGCUUCCAUAUUUAAUAUUCAAUAACAGAAACAGAAAUGGCCGCAGUUAACGUCAAAUAUUGAAUUAUUUUGCUCCCCUCUUCUUGAUUCGACGUGAAGAAAACUCUCGGGUGGCCUUCUCCCCUCCUUUUAUCUGCGUGGGCACAUCCAUAAU